AUGUGGUCAAAACAGCCUCUGAACUCGGAGCUGCCCAUGUUGGCGCUCGGAAUGCCGUUUCAGGUGCUAAGCCGCUGGAAAAUCGGACCCGACGAUUUCACGAUGGCGGUUCCGAUCGCGAUGGCCGUUCCACAUUCUCAAGCCGAGAUACCACCGUCGUCUGAAACUCUGCGCGACAUCGCCAACCAGGCCGAGAAGGACCUGAACACGUAUGAAGCCAAGACCGGAGUGCAUGAGACUUCCCCGAAUGACGAAUCUGGUGUCGAUACGAGAGUUGACCAGAAGUUCCCCGACGCUGAGCUUCGAUACGACAAGGAUUCCAAGGCACAUGCGAGCUCGCCCAGCAGGGUCGUGCGUCCGGAGGAAUCGACAAGUUCGACGCCGCCGGCGCCCGGGAGUGUGAUAUUGGGUCCACGAACGCCACUGGCACGACCGUGGGAAGACGGCCGUAACUACAAAGACGUAAUCAUGUCCGAGAGCAGGGAGGUCGUGCGCGCCAGCAUGGAAGAUGCCCAGCACAAUGCGCGCAGGGACCAUGUCAAGGCCGCCGGCUACUACGCUCCUGAGAGCGCCCUCCCCGGAAGCAUAUCCGCCGAGGGCUACGAGCCUCCGGAGAGCGUCAUCGAGAGCUCGCGCGGAAACCGAGAGAUAAGGACAGGUAUCCGCGCUCGGAUCAGGCGUAAGGAUGCAUCAUAA
Durotheca rogersii is the source of this 696-nucleotide messenger RNA. RefSeq lists its product as uncharacterized. The coding region runs from base 1 to 696 and encodes 231 amino acids. The record is from RefSeq and is a predicted model, not a curated record. The transcript has 3 exons. NCBI's taxonomy places the organism in Eukaryota, Fungi, Ascomycota, Sordariomycetes, Xylariales, Xylariaceae.